Rubroshorea leprosula is the source of this 1152-nucleotide messenger RNA. The record is from the annotation of a GenBank genome assembly. NCBI's taxonomy places the organism in Eukaryota, Viridiplantae, Streptophyta, Magnoliopsida, Malvales, Dipterocarpaceae.
AUGCAAAGCAAAUUCGGCCAUCUCCUCUUGGGCUCUGUUUUUCAUGGCUUCUUUUAUUUUCUUGCUACUGUUUUGUUUGAGCCUAAUUGCUCAAUUCUCACCAUACCAAACCGCUGCUUCCGGAGCAAUUGACCCCACGAAGGGAUUCCUUUCCCUUCCUCUAAAUCAAUCCAAUUUUGUUAUUCAAAAACCCUAUGACAUACCCGUAGAUCAAAGAUACAAAUUCAGCGAAGGAGUCCACAAGCUCUGGGUCUAUUCCAAUGACAAGCCCCACUCCCCAGAUAGCCAAACUAAACCCCGAACUGAGAUCCGUAUUCAUGGAUACGAUUAUUCCACCGGUGUUUGGCAAUUCGAAGGAUACGGGUAUGUACCGUACGGGACGUCCGGCGUGUGCAUCAUGCAGGUGUUUGGUUUAGGCCCGGACAAGGGCGCCCCCACCGUGAUGCUCAAGGUCUACAACGGCUCGCUCUCUUUCUACAGGAAUCAGGCCCAACUGGUUCCGUACAUCUACGAUCGGUGGUUCCGGCUCAACGUAAUUCACGACGUGGAUGCUUCCAAGGUCCAGGUGUUCAUCGACGGUGUUCUCAAGUACGAUAAGCCGACGAGCGUAGCUGGAGUUUCCCAAUAUUAUUUCAAGUGCGGAGUCUAUGCACAAGAGGACGAUUCGGAUUACAUGGAAUCCCGUUGGAAGGACAUCAAGAUCCUCAAAAAAUGAGAUCAGAAUCGAUCAUAUCCAUCAUGAUUAUAGUGCAAUCAAGUAUGGUUUCAGUAUUUUUGGACUUUAUUUUAGACACUUUUGGAUUGUCUUCUGUUUGGUUUGGAGUUUGUCCUAUACAGACAAAGCAAACUUGGUUUUAUGUAGUUUCAAUAUGGUUUAAGUGGAAAUUAAAGUGUUAUAUGUGCAUUUCAGUUGAGUUUUCCAAUAUAAAAUAUGAUAAAGUUUGGGGUAUGCCCGGCCUUGAGUUUUCCAGUAUGUCUUUUUUUUUUUUUUUCUGUAUGAAGUUGCAGUUUCAGAAUUUCAGUAUAUUAGAGGUUUCUUUCCCCCUGUUUUCCUUUGUCAUUUUGGCAGAGUUUCCUUUGCCUUUGUCUAUUUCCCCCUGUUUUCCAAUAAUAUGUUCUGUAUCAAGAUGACAAUAGACAUAAUUUUCAUUG